Messenger RNA from Dreissena polymorpha, 4142 nucleotides. RefSeq lists its product as uncharacterized. The transcript has 17 exons. Gene Ontology annotation, biological process: protein phosphorylation. NCBI's taxonomy places the organism in Eukaryota, Metazoa, Mollusca, Bivalvia, Myida, Dreissenidae. The record is from RefSeq and is a predicted model, not a curated record. Gene Ontology annotation, molecular function: ATP binding; protein kinase activity. The coding region runs from base 147 to 3185 and encodes 1012 amino acids.
UUGUAUACAUUAAAAAAGUAUCGCAUAUACCUUUUAAAACGGAAUGAUGAUAUUUCAUUGAGUGCGAAAUACUUCAAUGAGCAAUUAUUUAAAUAUUGCAUUUCACUAUUAGUUUUAUGUAUUUCAGACGAGUGUAAAACGGAAUAAUGUCGGCAAAGAGAGAUCCAAGCUGGUAUAUACAGAGUAAAGAAAACGCUUUUCAGAUACCCGACCUGAAGACUGCGUUUGACGUCUUUAAGCUCAUCGACUUCAAUGCGAAGGGCAUGGGUAUCAAAACGAAGGACGACGCCGUAAGAGUCAUCAUUGAGAAGCUUGACAAAGGGGUCGAUCCGGAAAAGAAACAACCGAGCAAGGGCUUGAAGAAGGCUAUAGAGGACGAUCAGAAACACAAGGCGAAGUUAGUGGACAAGUACGAGAGAUCGCAAAAGCUGUACAACGAGCUGCCCUCAAAUUACAAGCGGGAUCUGAGACAAGUUUUCCCAGGCAUAGAAGAGGCGUUCGAAACCAGAAAAGCUGAAAUCAAAAAGAGCGAGUGCACUAUACUCAUCGUAGGCGAGACAGCGGCCGGAAAGAGCUCCCUGAUCAACCUGCUACUUGGGGAAUCAUUGUUGCCAUCCAGCCAACUCGGCUGCACAUCCACCAUUGUCGAGAUUCGCUCCUCCAGGGAACCAAACCGGAGAACAGCGACUGGCUUCUUCCGGUCGUAUACUGAACAAGGUCAGCCUAAAAAAGCGCCACCGCCGGUCAUGUUUGACCUGACCUCACAGGUAGGCGGCGAUCAAUUUCGGCGCGCAGUGGCGGAGACGGACGAAGACGGCCUCUCCCCUUACGACAGGAUCGAGGUCACAUGGCCGUUUGCCAUGCUGGAGGAGGGUAUAGUGAUCGUGGAUACACCGGGCAUAGGGGGCGGGUCCAAGGUCGGCAAGCACGUUGAACGUUACCUCAGCAAAUCCUACGGGUUCAUUUACGUGGUCAACAGCGCAAACGCGGGAGGCGUCCAGAAAGGCAGGCUGCAAACAUUUAUGCGGAUGGUGGUUAACGCGGCGGGCGCCGAGGGAUACAAUUCUGAGUCUACUAUGGUGGUGUGUAACCGAUGGGACAUGGUUCCCGGCAGCGACAGAGAAGCAGUGAAGCAGGAUACGUUCGAGAAGCUGUCGAGAUUCUUCACUGAUCUUAAGCAGUCUCAGAUUCACUACAUGUCCAUAAUGGAAGCAAUGAAAGCGGUAUCAAUGAAGACGAACUACGCAGAUCUAGACCGGCUACAAACUAUGGUGGAGCGCCUUUUACCGGACAGUCUGCGAUCACGGCUCAACGCCCAUUACAGAUGGCUGAGUGCAGUCCUUAAGCGGAUAAUUUAUACGCUGAAGGUUUCUAAAGUGAUGGCAGCAAAGUCAGUGGAGACCAUUAAGGACGAAUUACAUCAAGUCAAAGUUCAAAUAGAGAAACUUGAGCAAAACGCCAAGGACAGUAUCAACUACCUGAAAUCCGGCAUUAACGCGGAGUCAGACUUGGUAUCACAGAAAGUAGUCCAGUUCUUGCAGUCACGUGACCUGGCUGCGCGCCUGUUUUCAUGGCGAGCAGACGAACUUCCUAAUGACGACAAGAAAAAGGUGGCGGGCGACGCUAUGGACAGGAUCGCCAACAAGCUGGCGCACGAGAUCGGCGCGUGGGAGCGGGAACACAACCUCGUGACGGGCAUCAAAGACAAGAUCAUACGGGUGUGUAAACGAGACUUCGAACUCAUGGAGGAACAGAUAGCUAAAAUUGAAGGGGCAUUGCUGGGAGGUGACGGCAAAAUUGUACGUGACCUUCACCAGUCCGUCAAAGGCCCAUCCCCUAUAAAGCAGUCGUGGCUCAAGUCUAAGGGCAAGGGAUCGGAGGAUGACGUUAGCACGUACAAGGGGCUGGGUGGAAUGGUGGCAGGUGUGGGGUCCCUGAAAUCAGGGGACAAAGCUUUUAAGAAGAUUUUCGCAGAUUACAAACUGAAAUACACGGACAAAUGUAUAGCGAUUAUGCAAUCGGCUACAAAAGCAUUCCUUGAGAGUAUUUUGCAAAGCAAGUCGUUACAAGAAAAGAUGCUCAAAUUUUUCAGUAGGUUUGUCAAAGAUAUCGACGCCGUAGCGAAAAUGAUUCCAGACUUUCUGAAAGCCGAUCUAGAACUGAUGCAAGAUUUACAAAAAGAAAUGGCCGACAAGCAGGUCCAUCUGCGAGAAAUGUUCCCGAAGCUCUUAAACGAUAGCCACACGCUUCUAGGUCAGUGCGACAUCUUCUAUGUGAAUCACAUCAUGCAAUUCGACUACGAUCUAUCGGAUCUUAUUUGGGAUCGUCAGACCCGGCCGGUGGGUUCCGGAAGCUUUGCGGACGUCUAUAUCGCCAGCUGCCGUUCUGAGCGCCACGGGGUGUUUCCGGUAGCACUGAAGGUGUGCCGGGACCCUCUCAAGGAGUCAACUGUCAGCGACAUCCUGUUGGAAGACAGGACAAUGAGGGAGCUGGACCAUCCCAAUAUCGUGCGUUACUACGGAGCCACGUAUACAUUCCGCCACGCGCAGCAGAAACGUGACAUGCAGUGGAUCAUGAUCAUGGAGGUCUGCAAUUACACGCUCAAGGAUAAGUUCAUCAGCCCGGAAGUGAGCAAUCCCGGAAAGCUGGCGCUGGGUUCCACUGCGCAGCUGGAUGCAAUGGUGGUUAUGGCAGACUUCGCGUUGCAGCUUGGAAAAGGGGUGUUCUACCUGCACCAGAAAGGCUUCGUACACAGGGAUCUGAAACUGGAGAAUAUCCUGGUCACAGAAAACAACAUUGUGAAGCUAACAGACGUCGGGUUGACAAAGCAGACGUCAGACAUCGCUCAGAGUAUCGUCGGUAGCCCCGUUUAUAUGGCACCGGAAGUCCUAACGCAGGAGCAAAAUUACGACCACAAGGCGGAUGUUUACAGCAUCGCCAUUAUGCUCUGGGAGAUGUGGUACGGUCGCGACGCCGCGGACUAUAUUCAGCAGCAGUUAUUCGGUCCGCUGGAAAAGGCCAUCAAAGACGGGCUCCGGCCAUCGCUCAAGAUGACAACAAAGCCCCCCGAGCCAUGGUACGAGCUCAUUGAGCGGUCGUGGGCGUAUAAGCCCGAAGAUCGACCCAGUGUCGACACCCAUUGUAAAUUCUUUGAAGGAUUCAUACGCGACGCCAGGCGAAUGUAGUGCGGUUCUGUAUUGUUAUUAUUGUUAAGCGGGAAAAAUUUCAAACAAAGACAAUUUAUAAAGACAAUUCAUUAUUUCAAAGUCGCAUGGUUUUAGAUAAGAUGACUGGAAAUACAAGUACCUGGCAAUUUGCAUGUCCGUAUUGUCUUCAAACUUGAAAGAAACACGUAUACAAUUUAAUUGAUGAACUCUUUGUAUGUGCCCGUCGAGUGUUGAAAUGUAUUGUUUGUAUCUGUAUGAAAUUGAGGGGUGUGUAAUUUACGCAAGUCACUUUUAUUUUUUACAUUACUUUUUGCGUACACCCGCACGCGUAAAUCAUGCGUAUUUACUUUAUAGAAUGUACUGUUUAAAUGUAUAAUAUAUUUGAUUAUUGAUAACAUACGGGCGCAUUUAUACUGGAACAAUCGAAUGUGAGUUUGAGGAAAAUUGCAUAUUAGUUCCCUCGCAUACCACUACGCAAACGUUUAUUUUCAUUAAUAAUUAUCACUUUGUAAAUUAAAUACACUUGUCUCACGGAUUGUAACGGGGUAUCAAAACGCUUACAGACUUCAAAGCUGUUGGCGAGUAAUAAUGAUAAGAAAGACUAAAUAAAUGUUCUAAGACUAAAUAAAAGUUCGUCAUUUCGAACGUUGUUCAUAAAUGUUGUUUUGUUUAAUCCACCGUAAGAAUCUGCGCUCGUUUUGAGAUUUUCAGGUAGUAACGGUGUCACUAAAAUAUAUCAUCAAACAUGACCAAAUGUGCAUGAAGUUCCUUUUCCCGCCGACGUUUUUACAAAAAUGAAUGCACAUACUUUUAGUGAAAGUGACAUCUUUGUAUUGUGCUUGUCUUGUUUAUGACCGUUCAAUAUACCGUUAAAUAUUAUCGCUCCAUCAACAUAUGCUGAUUUGAACCAUACUUUUAGCUAUGAUGAAAUUGAUGUGAACUAUACCUAUGCUGAAAUAAAACUAUACACCGAUA